Molecule: messenger RNA, 537 nt
Organism: Echinococcus granulosus
Lineage: Eukaryota; Metazoa; Platyhelminthes; Cestoda; Cyclophyllidea; Taeniidae
Product: Protein phosphatase 1 regulatory subunit
Exons: 1
Coding region: 1-537 (178 amino acids)
Molecular function (GO): protein binding
Source: RefSeq, a predicted model, not a curated record
AUGGGAGGUGAGGAAGGGCUGCCGAGAAUUGUUUACCCGCGGGCUCAUUUCUACUUGGAAGAAGCCUUGUGCGAGGCAGCGUGUACUAAUGAUUUGAACAGGGCACGACGCAUCUUGAUGGAGCGUGUAGACCCCAAUUGGAUCAAUGGUUUUGGGCUCUCACCUCUUCACAUAGCUUGCAAGAAUGGCAAUUUCGAGGUAGCGAAGAUUCUGGUGUGCAACAGGGCGAUAGUUGAUCUGGAGAAUGCGAUCGGCGUCACGCCACUGCACUUGGCAGCAAAGAACAAUCACUUGAAGUGUGCCCAACUGUUGCUGCUGUCCGGUGCGGCCGCGGGCAAGCCGACGUGGUCCCUCUGUACGCCCCGCGAGUACGCGCCCAGUGGAAGCAGGCUGCGCAAAGUUUUAGAGCUAGCGGAGCAGGGGAUUCCUCCGGACCCCGCACACGUAUUCGAAAUGUCAGUUGAGCCUUUGGUUCCAAAAUUUUCCAUUCCUCCCAAGCCCCCUGAACGGGAGCAAAAAAUAAUAUAUUUUCCAUAG